AUGCUGUCGUCCGUCGCUCUUCUCGAACUGUGCAUAAUAUGGAGUUUACUGACGAGUUCCUGGUCUUGCACCGAACAAGCGACGAGAUACCGUUACCGUAAGUACAGAAAAUACAACUCACACGGGAAAGUGGUUUGCGAAAGCAAGCCAAACUCGAGCAACAGGAAAAAAACGCGUGUGUUUUCAGCGGCGAGAUAUGGGUACUCGAACUCGGCAGAGUACGCGGGAACGGUCGAGAAAUGGCCAGAGACGGAAUCGUGGCACACUGGGGAUCCCUGUGUCCGGCGUAGAAUGAUCCCUGGAGUGAUCCGAAGGGACACGCGAGAUCGAGGUUAUGGGAAACUGACGAGAGCGGAGCGACGAGAAGAGUCGGAUCCGUUGAUCGCGAUCAGCGAGACACUGGGCGCCUUGAACACCGUCGGCAGUUACAUCGUGAAUAUGACCAGAGGCGUGGAGAACUCAAAUUAUCCGCCGAAGGAAUUACCAUCGGCGAUCUACACAAUCUCGAAGAAUAUUCUGGGCCGCAACGUAACGGACAGCAUAGCGCCACUGGUACGCGGAGUGGCCCUGCCGCCUCUGCGACGAACAACGCCAAUUACCGUGCCCGAUCAAUCGUUCGUCACUUCCGAUUCAUCGUCCUCGUCUUUGUCUCCGUCGACACCAGCAUCCUCCGUGGAGAUUCUGGCGAACCGUGAGAAAGAUUUGUCCUCAUCGGUAUCAUCCGGCUGCACCACGGCCGAUGGCGCUCCAGGGAGCUGUCAGGAUCUGAGCAAUUGCCCACAGUUGUUGCUCGAUUUGACGAAACUCAGGCAAUCGUUGUGCUUCAAGAGCUUGUUCGUACCCGGCGUUUGUUGCCCGUUAACCGACAAAACGGAGUUGCCGGCGAGCCAAUCGGUGGCCGCAAUCGUGACCGGCGUGCAAUCACCCAGGCCACCGAACCGACCGACCAAGUUGCAGACACCUCGACCGAUUCCGUUGUUCCCAGUCGUGUCGUCGACCACGAACGGGCCACCUAUCGGCCCCAUCACGGACGCAUCACCGGUAGCGGGAUCCGAUUUAUCGACGAACGAACCGACCAUCUCGAGCAUCGACAACAACUUUAUCCAGGACGAUGAGGAGUGCGGUGUUAGAAACUCGGGCAAGUAUCGAGUGGUCGGUGGCGAGGAAGCUCUACCGGGUCGCUGGCCCUGGAUGGCAGCGAUAUUUCUCCACGGUUCGAAACGCACAGAAUUCUGGUGCGGCGGUUCCCUGAUCGGUCCACGACAUAUUCUCACCGCUGCUCACUGUACCCGCGAUCAACGCCAACGACCGUUCGCGGCGAAACAAUUUACCGUACGGCUCGGGGACAUAGAUCUCGAGAGGGACGACGAACCGUCCGCCCCGGAAACGUACGCGGUCAAGCAAAUCCACGCGCAUCCGAAAUUCUCACGGGUCGGCUUUUACAACGACAUCGCGGUCCUCGAGCUGACCAGACCGGUACGAAAGUCGCCGUACGUGAUACCGAUCUGCCUGCCGCAAUCGCGUUAUCGGAACGAGCGAUUCGCCGGCGCUAGACCCACCGUGGUCGGAUGGGGCACCACUUAUUACGGUGGCAAAGAGAGCACCGUGCAACGGCAAGCGGUGCUCCCGGUAUGGCGGAACGAGGACUGCAAUUCUGCUUACUUUCAACCGAUCACGAGUAACUUUUUAUGCGCGGGGUACAGCCAGGGCGGCAAAGACGCCUGUCAAGGCGAUUCCGGCGGCCCGUUGAUGCUCCGAGCCGACGGCCGAUGGAUCCAAAUCGGUAUCGUUUCGUUCGGUAACAAGUGCGGCGAACCUGGAUAUCCUGGUGUCUACACGCGCGUUACCGAAUACACCGAUUGGAUAAAGGGGAAUUUGUGAUGAUCGAGAGA
Dufourea novaeangliae is the source of this 1892-nucleotide messenger RNA. RefSeq names its product proclotting enzyme. Gene Ontology annotation, biological process: proteolysis. The record is from RefSeq and is a predicted model, not a curated record. Lineage: Eukaryota; Metazoa; Arthropoda; Insecta; Hymenoptera; Halictidae. The coding region runs from base 1 to 1881 and encodes 626 amino acids. Gene Ontology annotation, molecular function: serine-type endopeptidase activity. The transcript has 7 exons.